UUCCGGUGUCACGGGGUGCCUGGGAGACGGAACGCAAAAAGCGGGCAUAACGAACAUAUCCCGUAUUUUCUCCUUGUAUACAUUUAAUUGCAAAAAAUAUAUUGGGACGACUCAAAACACUCUUACAACAUCAACAGGACGAACGGCAUAACAUUGGAUGUGCAAUUGUACUAGCAUAUCCUUAUUCACUCGACUUGCUAGCAUUAGCUCGCUACCACGACUCCUUCAAGAACAGGCCCCAGCCUGGACUUUGCUUUAUCUAACUAGCUAGCACAAUAUAGCACGUUUUCUUCGUCAAUGUUAUUGUCAGUUCUUAGUGUAAACUAGAACCACAUAUUUAUAACUCACCUGGAGUUGUUUAUGUUUAAGUGUGGUUUAUUUUGAUAUUUCUAAACCGUUGCAUUGGUGGUGUGUAGUUAGUUAGCACUUAACUAAGUGUGCUGUGCACUUUUUCGCUAGCGACCGCGCCGCAUUCCCGUCCAUUUUACAGUCAAAUAAGAAACCGCAAUGUCGGAUUUCGACGAAUUCGAGAGACAAUUGUCUGAAAACAAACAAGCUCAGUUGGUAGAGCAUGGCGCCAGGAUAGUGCGCUCGAUUCCCGGGAACACCCCGGAGAAGGACAAGGAGAACCGCCACCACCGUCGCUCCCCCUCUCGCAGCCGCAGCAGAGAGAGGAAGAGGAGGAGCAGAGACAAGGACAGACGCAGCAGGGAUCGCCGUGGAGACAGCAAGGAGCGCAGACCAAGACGCAGCUCACCAUCCCAACAACAACCCCAAGAGAUUGCUGUAAGUCGUUCCCCGCACCGUGAAAUCAAGAAGAAGAACAAAGUGAAGAAGUACUGGGACGUCCCUCCUCCUGGCUUUGAACACAUCAGUGUGAUGCAGUACAAAGCCAUGCAGGCUGCGGGUCAGAUCCCAGCCACGGCCCUGCUGCCCACCAUGACCCCAGACGGCCUGGCCGUGACCCCCACUCCUGUCCCUGUGGUGGGAAGCCAGAUGACCAGACAAGCCCGUCGGCUCUACGUGGGGAACAUCCCCUUCGGCAUCACAGAGGAGUCCAUGAUGGAUUUCUUCAACGCUCAGAUGCGUCUGGGCGGUCUCACUCAGGCUCCAGGAAACCCUGUUCUUGCUGUGCAGAUCAACCAGGACAAGAACUUUGCCUUCCUCGAGUUCCGCUCAGUGGAUGAGACAACCCAGGCCAUGGCGUUCGACGGUAUCAUCUUCCAGGGACAGAGUCUGAAGAUCCGUCGUCCCCAUGACUACCAGCCCCUGCCCGGCAUGAGCGAGAACCCCAGCGUCUACGUGCCUGGUGUGGUGUCCACAGUGGUGCCUGACUCAGCCCACAAGCUGUUCAUCGGGGGCCUGCCCAACUACCUGAAUGACGACCAGGUCAAGGAGCUCCUGACAUCGUUUGGGCCUCUCAAGGCUUUUAAUUUGGUCAAGGAUAGCGCCACAGGUUUGUCUAAGGGUUAUGCGUUCUGUGAAUAUGUGGACGUCAACCUGAACGACCAGGUCACCAUGGAGAAUCAGGCCAUAGCAGGACUCAACGGCAUGCAGCUGGGAGAUAAAAAACUCCUGGUGCAGAGGGCCAGCGUGGGAUCCAAGAACGCCACUCUGACGAGUAUAAACCAGACCCCGGUGACGCUGCAGGUGCCGGGCCUGAUGAACAGCUCAAUGACCCAGAUGGCCGGCCUGCCCACAGAGGUGCUGUGUCUGAUGAACAUGGUGGCUGUGGAGGAGCUGGUGGAUGAAGAGGAGUACGAGGAGAUCGUGGAGGAUGUGAGGGACGAGUGCAGCAAGUACGGCCAGGUGAAGAGCAUCGAGAUCCCCAGACCUGUGGAUGGGCUGGAGGUCCCCGGCACUGGCAAGAUCUUUGUGGAGUUCAUGUCGGUGUUUGACUCCCAGAAGGCCAUGCAGGGUCUGACGGGCAGGAAGUUUGCCAACCGGGUGGUGGUGACUAAAUACUGCGACCCUGACGCCUACCACCGCCGAGACUUCUGGUAGAGGAUGACGACAGAUGAAGAGAGCGAGGGGGGUGGAUUGCCCUAUUUCAAAUCGACCCUUAACCCCCCACCACCUAGGCACUUGUUUUGACCUGAAAAGGUGUGAGCGACAUAAUGUUUCACCUAGUCCAUCAGAAGGCCAGGUGGAGCUAAGAGAAAUACCCGGGGGUAGGGGCUAGGGAUCCAUUUGGUAUUGGGCAAAAGAAGGGAGAGAUGGAGAAAGAUUUGUAUUCUGACGAAAACCAAGAGGGUCAUGGGAGGGAGGGGGGGGGGG
Molecule: messenger RNA, 2277 nt
Organism: Coregonus clupeaformis (lake whitefish)
Lineage: Eukaryota; Metazoa; Chordata; Actinopteri; Salmoniformes; Salmonidae
Product: splicing factor U2AF 65 kDa subunit-like
Exons: 13
Coding region: 508-2004 (498 amino acids)
Biological process (GO): mRNA processing
Cellular component (GO): commitment complex; U2AF complex; nuclear speck
Molecular function (GO): pre-mRNA 3'-splice site binding; poly-pyrimidine tract binding
Source: RefSeq, a predicted model, not a curated record